Brassica rapa (field mustard) is the source of this 872-nucleotide messenger RNA. RefSeq lists its product as uncharacterized. The record is from RefSeq and is a predicted model, not a curated record. NCBI's taxonomy places the organism in Eukaryota, Viridiplantae, Streptophyta, Magnoliopsida, Brassicales, Brassicaceae.
AGGUUUCCAAAAUCCAUCAUGCUCAACUCUCUAAGCUUUCCCUAUAUAAACCUGCGUCUCAUAGUUAUUACUUCAAAAACUACUACUCAAAGUUCCAUAAGAAUUGAGAAGUUAGCUGACUUUAGCAUCUAAACAAUGAAGAAGGAAGAACCGACGACGAAGAAGACAGAAGCCAAAGAAGCAGGGGCAACAAUAACCGUAAAGUAUGAAGACAUCCAAAAGAAGAGAAAACGAAGAGUAGCAAUCUACGUUACUGUCGCUGUGUUUGUACUAGUCGUUCUUGUAUCGCUCAUCUUCAUCUUGACCAAAGUGCGUGUCCCACGGUUCAUGCUUGACGAUGUCUCCCUUGAUCCCAUCUCAAGAUCAAAAGUACUGGUGAAACUCUCAUCGACCAACCCAAGCUCCUCGAGGCUUUACUACAGCGAGAUGAGCCUACACGUGCGGAUAGAAGAAUUUUUCGAGACAGAGAGGGUUUACUUGCAGAGCACGCUACAAGAGCCACAUGAACGUACGACGUGGACAGGUGUCGUAGCAAGAAAUAAUGUAAACGACAAGCCUGGCGGUACUUUUCAGAUGAGUGAAGGUGAGGAAAACGGCGAUGUUAUUGUAGAGGUAAAGAUCCAAAAGAAGAGUUCGAUGUUUCACCCGAAGAGGACAUUGCGCGUUACGUGUCCGGUUUUGCUCAGCUUGAAAGACUUGACCGCAGGAGUUUCCAGACCUAUGCGUACUUGUCAAGUCAGUUAGCUCCUUGUCUUCAUAUGUCGAAGGUUCUUUUACCGUUUUAGUUUUUAGUACUACAAAAGUUUAUAAAGAUGAAUUUUGUAGCAUAAUAAUUCGAGGAAACAGUUAUUAGAAGCUAUAUUUUUUUAUAA